UGAUUCAGCACUGAUAGAAUUUCCGGUGCAUUAUUCGCCAUCUUUGCUGCGGUAGAAGAUUUUACCUGUCAUCAAAAGCAGAUAUAUUUCCUCCAAAAUAUUUCAAAAUGAGCAGCCGGGACGAACUAGUGCAAUGGGCAAAGUUUGCCGAACAGGCAGAAAGAUUCGAAGAUAUGGCAGAAGCUAUGAAAAAAGUAACCGAAAGCCUGUCAGCAUCCGACAGCAAAGAGCUAACAUCUGAUGAGAGAAAUCUUCUUUCUGUAGCGUAUAAAAAUGUCGUAGGCUCCAGAAGAUCCUCCUGGCGCAUGAUUACCAUGAUGGAGUCAAAAAUUGAAUCUAAUCCAACCAAGCUAGCACUGGCCAAAAAGUUUCGGCAAAAAAUCGAAGAGGAACUAGAGAAGAUCUGCUCGGAAGUUUUGGAAUUGUUAGAAAAGCACCUGUUAGUAAAUGUUACAUCAAUCGACAGCAAAGUGUUCUUCUUGAAAAUGCAGGGAGAUUACCAGAGAUACAGAGCAGAGUAUGCUGAUGAGAGUUUAAGAAGCGGGGUCAUUGAAGAAGCACAGAAGUCGUAUCAACUUGCAUAUGACACCGCGAAAGCCAACAUGAGUCCAACUCACCCCAACCGACUUGGAUUAGCUCUCAACUUCUCAGUGUUUUAUUAUGAGAUUAAGAACAACCCGGAACAAGCAUGCCAUCUAGCCCAACAGGCUUUUGAUGAUGCAAUCGCUGAGCUCGAUACGUUAGAUGAAGAAAUGUACAAGGAUAGUACCCUAAUCAUGCAGCUCCUUAGAGAUAAUCUCAAUCUGUGGACAUCUGACACUCAACAGGAAGGAAAGGGAGAUAAUGCUGAAAAUUAGUGACAUUAUUUUUAAUUGAUAUAUAUAUACAUGCACAUGUGUAGCUUUGACUUCAUAUGUCCUAAAAACUAGUCUCUAUCACUCUGGUAUUAUUUAUUUUCUUGCCUUUUUUUUUUAAAUUUAUAUGCAAUGUUUAUACAUGUGUUGACAUGUCAUUUGUUAUAUAAGUAGAUUUCUUAAUGCAUGGUAUGAAAAUUUAGCCUAAUUUGUUCAGCAUAUCAUCCUAGAUGAAUAUACAUGUAGUUAUUAUACAAAAAUUAUCUGAUACAAUAGAUGAUCUUGACUGAGCAUAAGCAAUUUUUUAAUGAUAUAAUUGUAGAUCUUUUCUUAGAGAUGCCUAAAUCUAAAUGAUUUUAUUGUCUCCUACUCAGGCAAUUGCAGUCAUUUGUAGAAUGUUUAAAAAUACAUAAAGGUGUUAAAGGAGCAACAUAUCUUUCUCUCUGAGUCAUAUCUUUUUCCUACGUAUUGAAUUUGACUUUUACAACCCAUUGUUAAUAGAUUUCGCUAGAUAUUGAUAUUGUCAGCUAUUUGAAAAUCUGUAUGAAUUGAUACAUGUAUAUUGAGAACAUUAUAAACAUAUGAAUAUUUGAGAAUUUUUUUCCAUUUUGGAUUUGAAUACCAAGGCUUAAAGCCAGUUGACCUUUUGACUUUCACCUAGUUUUGUGGUAUAGAUUUUGAUGUGAUUUCACAGAUGUUUUCCAUGUACAUAUGACUAUAUCCUGUUUCAAUACUGUUAUCCUAUUGGAAAAUAGUAUGUUUUCAUAAUUAAGUGUUCAGUCGGUGUGCUUUUGCAUACCAAAAGUCAUGUGGUUUUUUUCUUUGAUGGAGUGUUGUUCAUAUUUCAGCUACUGUGCUUUAUUUUUUGUUGUUACAUUUUACAUGUAUGUUUAUAGAGAUUUUAAUGCAUGUUUUAAAUGAACCAUUUGAUGAGUUGCAAUAUUAACCAAUGUGUGCUGAUGAAAUUGUGUAUGGUAAUUCAUAUAUAUUAAAGAGACAUGAAUGUUGUGAA
Messenger RNA from Magallana angulata, 1866 nucleotides. Its product is annotated as 14-3-3 protein beta/alpha-B-like. Gene Ontology annotation, biological process: signal transduction. NCBI's taxonomy places the organism in Eukaryota, Metazoa, Mollusca, Bivalvia, Ostreida, Ostreidae. The record is from RefSeq and is a predicted model, not a curated record. The transcript has a single exon. Bases 108 to 857 code for a protein of 249 amino acids. Gene Ontology annotation, cellular component: cytoplasm.